GACGCUGGAAGCUGUUGCUGUGUUAAUGCAAAAUGGCGAGAGGAAAGGCUCCUCCCGUUCUCUCCUUAACUCCGCUGGAAGUUCUGCUGUUCCUGAACACCUGGUACUAUGCAGUGUACUUUGUGGCAGAGAUUCUUCUUUUCAUAUACAAAAAUAUUUUUCAAACAACUUGUUCAGCAUUGUUAUUGCAUACCUCUGGAGCAGUUGGAACUUGAACCCGGGCCCCUGGCUCAAAGGUCAGCUGUUACCAUAUACCUCUGCAAAUCUGACUUUGGAUCUAGUGAUGCUGUUUCUGUACCUUGGAGUUGAAAUAAUGAGAAUAUUUUUUGGUUCCAAGGGGAAUCUGUGCCAGCGUAAGGUACCUCUCACCAUUAGCCUGCUGCUUGUUGGACCAUCUACAAUAAUGGCUGUUUAUUAUAUGCUGCUCCAGACCUACGUUCUGAAGUUGGAAGUGACCAUCAAUGCAAUAUUAUUGGUGUUUUACGUUUUUGAACUGGUUCUAUACACUGUGGGUUUGAUAAGUUUCUCGAGUGUAAUCAUCAACGACUGAGAAUCUGCAGAGAUGGAAAGUAUCCGUAACUGAUGAGAUAUUUCUCUACUCUGGCCGCAAAAUAAUUAUAAUCAUUCUAAUGCUAUUUUUGUAAGUGGUUGCAAGUGUUAAGGAUAAUUUUCCAAUAUUUUAUACUGCUUUAUAGUCAGCACUGAGUUUUUCAUUUUGCUCAAUUUAUUUUGUAUUUAUUUUGUCGUUUAUUUCCUCACUUGUCAGCAGUGGAAAGAUGGUUUGAUGUCAAAUACACUUUUGAACCAGCCCUUUUAAGGCAUAUGAGAGCACCCUGUAGAAGUCCUUCUCUCUUGUUCUUUUCUUAUACAGUAAUAUAAUAUUUACUGAAGUUACUUAGCGCAGUUGUGCUUCCACCCUCAUUUACUUCCUUUUCUCUCAUGUCUUCUGAUGACAUUGAAUUCUUUCUCUCUUUUGAGAGAAUAUAUGCACAGUUUUCAUAUUCUUAUCUCGUAGCUUCAAGCCAAUUGACUUCAUCCAGCUUUCACAAUUGGAACUCCAUCCACCAUCAUAAACACUCCUUUCCUUCACCACUGACACACUGUGGUAGCUGCGUGCAUCAUCUAUAAGGCGCAAUGACAACACCUUCCAAACUUGCAAUCUGUACCAUCUAGAAGGACAAGCGCAGCAUAUGCAUGGGAAUGUUAUCAUCUCCAACUUCCCCUCCAACCCACACACCAUCCUGACUUGUAACAAAAUCACUGUUAAUUCACUGUCACUGGGUCAAAAUCCUGGAACUCCAUUCCUAAUACCAUUUUUGUGCCCUAGAUCCCCUGUGGCCUGCAGUGGUUCAAGAAAGUGGCUUACUGCCAAUUUCUGAAGUACCGUUAGAGAUGGGCAAUAAUUAAUCGGCCUGUUCAGUGAUGUCCAGAUCCCAUGAAUGAGUUUAAUAAAAUAAAAUUUAGUUCAUAUAAUAGUGGAUAUUUCUUACCAUUGCUCAAAGUAAAUCAUAUGUUACAAUGUUUGACAGAGAGUAUUAUAUCAGGUAAUGUACAAUGUGAUAUACCACUCCUGGGAAAUGUGUAACUUGGUCUUUCCCUUGAGCAGGCAAAUGUGAAGUGACUUUAUACUACUCUUUAUGCCUCAGUUGUUUUCUGAAUUAAUUCAACGGCACGUUUUGUCUCUUUAACUAAGGAAGGAUAUACUUGCGUAGAGGUAAUGGGCUGAAGGAUAUCGGGUUUGUUCUACAAGAUGAGAAUGUGGAGACUCUGCAUAUAUUCUCAAGAUGAGAAGAUGAUUUCAUACAAGAAAAAAAACUAAAUUCUUACAGGGCUUGACAGGUUAGAUGCAAGAUGGAUAUUUUCCCUGACUGGAGGGACCCAGAAGCAGGGGACAUAGUAUAAGAGGAAGGCCAUUUAGGACUGAGGUGUGGAUUUUCUUCCCUGAGUGUUUUGAUUCUUUAUAAUUCUCUAACCUAGAGGUCUGUGGAGGCUCAGUCAUUGACUAUAUUCAAAACAGAUGGAUACUUUCCUGGAUAUUAAAUAUGUCAAAUGAUACGGUGCUG
Molecule: messenger RNA, 2063 nt
Organism: Rhincodon typus (whale shark)
Lineage: Eukaryota; Metazoa; Chordata; Chondrichthyes; Orectolobiformes; Rhincodontidae
Product: transmembrane protein 216-like
Exons: 7
Coding region: 26-550 (174 amino acids)
Biological process (GO): non-motile cilium assembly
Cellular component (GO): ciliary transition zone
Source: RefSeq, a predicted model, not a curated record